UCCCGAUUCUGGUCUUCGUUUCCCUCAUCCGAUAAAAUAUUCCGUUCAUUGCUCUGUUCGCCACUCUUUGGUUGCUUCUCGCCGGAGAUGGAGGCCUGCAUCGCUCGCUACCGGAGCUCGGCGAACUCGCUCCUAUCGCAGUAUGAGCCGAUCGUGCUCGUUGUUGGGCCCUUGCUUGCGUUGCUCGUCGCCAAGGUUCUCCAUUCGAUCGUAUGUCUUCUUCAGGAGAAGGGAAUCAAAGGGGUGGUUCUAGGGUUUGGUAUGGGUGCUGUAAAGUUGAUUCCUGGAGUGAAUAGUUACAUUGAAUCUGAGAAGAAAAAGGUAGUGGAGCAAUUACAGGCCAGGAGUGGGUCCAAGGAUGGCUGGAGAACUGAGUUGCCAGAUAUUGGGCUUGGAAGAGAGGUUAUUGAGUAUUUGGGAGAUGCGAAAAAUAAGGAUGGCGUUUGGCAAGGCAAAUGCUCUGGAACAGUCUAUAUUGGUGGAAGUCAGUCAGAGGGCCAUUUUUCACUGACAAAUGAGGCCUAUUCAUUGUUUUCACACACUAAUCCAUUGCAUCCGGAUGUAUUUAAAAGUGUUGUACGGUUUGAGUCAGAGGUCGUUGCGAUGGCAGCUGCACUUCUUGGCAGCAAAGAGAAAUCCUCUGGGGGACAAAUAUGUGGCAACAUGACUUCUGGAGGGACUGAAAGCAUCAUUUUGGCUGUGAAAACAUCACGCGAUUAUAUGAAAGCAAAAAGAGGAAUUAAAAAACCAGAAAUGAUAAUUCCAGAGUCUGCACAUCCUGCAUAUGACAAAGCUGCACAAUACCUUAAUAUUAAGGUUUGCCGUGUGCCUGUAAACAAAGAAUUUGUUGCAGAUGUGAAAGGGAUUAGACGAUGUAUUAAUAAUAACACUAUUUUGAUUGUUGGAUCUGCUCCAGGAUAUCCUCAUGGGAUUAUUGAUCCUAUUGAAGAGCUUGGGGAACUGGCAUCAAGUUAUGGUGUUUGCUUCCAUGUCGACCUUUGUCUUGGUGGCUUUGUUUUGCCUUUUGCUCGCCAGCUUGGGUAUUCAAUUCCACCUUUCGACUUUUCUGUCAAAGGUGUUACAUCAAUUUCAACAGAUGUUCACAAAUAUGGACUGGCUCCCAAGGGCACAAGUAUAGUUCUUUACAGGAAUCAUGAAAUUAGGAAGCACCAAUUUGUAGCUGUCACAGAAUGGUCAGGUGGGCUGUAUGUUUCGCCUACUGUGGCUGGAAGCAGACCUGGUGGGCUUAUUGCGGGGGCUUGGGGGGCGAUGAUGUCACUGGGGCUUCCUGGAUACCUGGAGAAUACAAAAAAGAUCAUGGAAGCAUCGAAAAACAUACAGAAAGGGAUUGAGGAGAUACAAGGGCUGUUUGUAAUUGGAAAACCGCACAUGACAGUUGUUGCUUUCGGUUCCAAUGAUGUUAAUAUUUUCGAAGUCAAUGAUCAAAUGUCAUCAAAAGGCUGGCACUUAAAUGCCAUGCAAAGACCUGACAGCCUCCAUAUCUGUGUGACCCUUCAGCAUGUUCCAGUUUUUGAAGACUUCCUGAGAGAUCUUAAGGAGUCGGCGAAAACAGUUAAAGAAAACCCCGGUCCGAUUAGCGGGGGUUCUGCUCCAAUCUAUGGUGCAGCAGGGAAGAUGCCGGAUAGAGGCAUUGUACGGGAUCUCUUGGUAGAAUUCAUGGACAACUCUUGCUAGCUCUUUUCUGGAGGCGUCUUGAUACCCAAACUUUACUUUUGUAAUCUUUUCAUCCAAUUCUCAUUGAAGAUCUAUUUGCCCAUGAUUAGUGAAUUUUUAUAUAUGUCCCAUAUAAUGUCCGCCAUGUGCAAUUAUAUUUAUUUAGCAAGAUGAUUUCAUUCA
Molecule: messenger RNA, 1857 nt
Organism: Dioscorea cayenensis subsp. rotundata (Guinea yam)
Lineage: Eukaryota; Viridiplantae; Streptophyta; Magnoliopsida; Dioscoreales; Dioscoreaceae
Product: sphingosine-1-phosphate lyase
Exons: 15
Coding region: 88-1695 (535 amino acids)
Biological process (GO): carboxylic acid metabolic process; sphingolipid catabolic process
Cellular component (GO): endoplasmic reticulum
Molecular function (GO): pyridoxal phosphate binding; sphinganine-1-phosphate aldolase activity
Source: RefSeq, a predicted model, not a curated record